GGAUGUAAUCCUCUUGCUGAGACUGGUCGAAGCAAACUGCAAAAUCAAAGAGCUGUCCUGAACCAACAGAUCUUAAAGGCAGUAAGAAUGAGAGCUGGUGCUGAAAAUCUUUUAAGAGCAACCACCAACAACAAAGUACGAGAGCAGGUACUACUGGAACUGAGUUUCGUAAACUCAGACCUGCAGAUCUUAAAGGAGGAACUGGAAGGACUUAAUAUCUCAGUAGAAGUUUAUCAAAAUACAGAAGAGACUUUCAGCAUUCCCUUGGUACCUCUUGGCCUGAAGGAAACCAAAGAAGUAGACUUCACAGUCCCCCUCAAGGACUUUAUUCUGGAACAUUAUAGUGAAGACAGUUCUGAGUAUGAAGACGAAAUAGCAGAUCUCAUGGAUCUGAGACAAGCCUGCCGCACUCCUAGCCGAGAUGAAGCUGGCAUUGAGAUGUUGAUAAGCUAUUUCCUUCAACUUGGUUAUGUAGAAAACAGAUUUUUCCCACCCACCAGGCACAUGGGAGUUUUAUUUACAUGGUAUGAUUCCUUCACAGGUGUCCCAGUGUGUCAGCAAAAUCUGUUGCUUGAAAAAGCUAGUAUUUUAUUCAACAUUGGAGCCCUCUACACCCAGAUUGGAACAAGAUGCAAUCGUCAGACCCAGGCUGGACUUGAAAAUGCUGUUGAUGCUUUUCAGAGAGCUGCAGGAGUCCUAAGCUACUUAAAGGAGACCUUUACUCACACACCAAGUUAUGAUAUGAGCCCAGCUAUGCUGAAUGUACUAGUAAAAAUGAUGCUUGCGCAAGCUCAGGAGUGUGUUUUUGAGCAGAUUGGUCUUCCUGGAAUACGCAAUGAGUUUUUUACGCUAGUGAAAAUGACACAGGAAGUUGCCAAGGUGGGAGAGGUGUACAUGCUGGUUAACACUGCAAUGAAUCAGGAACCAGUGAAAGAGAAUAUCCCCUAUUCCUGGUCUAAACUGGCACAAAUAAAGUCAGACCAUUACAAAGCUCUGGCGCAUUACUUCAUUGCCACCAUUCUGUGUGACCAUGAAUUGCAGUCCAGUGAUGAUGAAGACCAGCAGGAGAAAGCCUUGUCCCAGUUGUAUGACUACAUGCCUGAAGGACUGAUGGUUCUCACCAUUUUAAAGGACAAAGUUCAGAGAAAACAAUUAGGGAAAGCACAUUUACGCAAAGCCAUUGUUUACCAUGAAGAAGCUCUAAGAGUCUGUGGUCUAUGCAAAAAGCUUCGAAACAUUGAUGUUCUUCAGGAGGUUCUAAUGGCUGCACAUAAGCGCUCACUUCUCAAAUAUGCUCAGCAAGAGACGGAAGAUGACUUUCUCAGUCUAAUCCAGGCUCCAGAUAUCCUUUCUAAAACGGAGUAUAAAAUAGAAACAAUUGCUCCUCAGUUUUCCAAGGUGAAAGUUAAAGACUUCUUUCACAGGCUGGGCCCACUGACAGUGUUCUCGGCCAAGCAGAGAUGGACGGCUCCACGUACCAUUCGCAUCCACCAUGAAGCAGGAGAGCUAGGAUUCAGUCUUAAAGGAGGUUCACCAGUACAGAUUUAUUGUCUUGAUCCAGUUUGUGCUGCAGCAUCGAUGGGCCUAAAAGAAGGUGACUACAUUGUUUCAGUUGGUGGCAUGGAUUGCAAGUGGCGUGGAGUGAAUGAGGUGCUGGAAAAAUUCAAAAGCGUGGGAGAGCAGCCCAUUGAGAUUGAGGUUAUCAGUUGCCAGGAUACAGCGGCAUCUAUGCAUAGUAAGAGUGCAACUUAUUCUGUGGGAAUGCAGAAGACAUACUCCUUAAUCUGUUUAGCCAUGGAGGAGGAGAAGAUUGAUCAGACCAAGAAAGCCCCACUGAAACUGCCUUUUCUAAGUUGGGGAACUAAAAAUAGACAGAAAGCUGCAAGCACCCUCUGCCUUCCUUCAGCUGUGGCUGGAAGUUCUCAGAUUAAGAAGAAGAUAUCUCCAUUCACACUUCUGAAUACAGAAAGUUCAUUGUACUGA
This is a messenger RNA of Cariama cristata (Red-legged seriema), 1983 nucleotides long. RefSeq names its product rhophilin, Rho GTPase binding protein 2 (gene RHPN2). The record is from RefSeq and is a predicted model, not a curated record. Lineage: Eukaryota; Metazoa; Chordata; Aves; Cariamiformes; Cariamidae. The annotation marks the transcript as partial. Gene Ontology annotation, biological process: negative regulation of stress fiber assembly; signal transduction. The transcript is spliced from 14 exons. Gene Ontology annotation, molecular function: protein binding.